AGAAAACGACGGCCGCGACUCGCGCGUAUACGAACCCGCGGAGCCGAGAAUCGGCGAACCGAGAACCGAACGCGGCGAACCGCUCACCGAUUCCAAAGUCCGCCGACAGUCAGGCAGGUUCAGUUGUCUCCGAACCCCCGAACUGUUCGGACGCGUUUUUCCAGAAGUAGUUUUUCGUCCCGCGCUCGCGAACACGCUCCCCGCACGACCCCCGCAAUCUCGUCUUUGACACACGCCACCGUUGAAGUGCCUCGAGAAUUCGAUUCGACCGAAGAUCCGAAUCGGAUCGAUUCGCGAGACAAUUCAUUCGUUCAACGUUCACGAGAACGGGGCUAGCCACGGCUGUCAACGUAGGGUUUCCUACCCUCUGCUGCGUCGAUAGAACAACCCCUCGCGAGAACCAACCACCUGUCUCUCUGUCCACCGAGACGAAGGGGAACACGAGAUCGUCGCUGAUUCGAACGAUCGAUCUGCUAAGACGUAGCCGACACGUAAAAUGGUUGCAUCGCAAAAUGACGGUGGCAGAAGUAUGGGCGGCGGCGGCGGUGGUGACGGCGGUGGUGGCGGCGGCGAUGACACAGUUUACACGGUGACCGUGAGCGGGGUCGGUUACAGGAACGAGGGCUACAAGGACGACGGCACCGACGGCAUACCGCCGGAGCCGCAGAAGCCGCCGCAGCUUCCGGUGGCCGACGACGACACGCAAUCGCGGAAAUUCAAGUUGUCGCGCGGCGAGAAAUGGCGUAUCCUAAAGAACAUCGGCACCGUCUCGAUCGCCUUCAUGGUGCAGUUCACCGCGUUCCAGGGCACGGCGAAUCUGCAGUCGUCGAUCAACGCCAGCGACGGCCUUGGUACCGUCUCGCUCUCGGCCAUCUACGCCGCCCUGGUGCUCUCGUGCAUCUUCGUGCCCACUUUCCUCAUCAAGAGACUCACCGUCAAGUGGACCCUCUGCGUGUCUAUGCUGUGCUACGCGCCGUACAUCGGCUCGCAGUUUUAUCCCAAAUUCUACACGCUGGUGCCUGCUGGAGUACUUCUGGGUCUCGGCGCCGCGCCUAUGUGGGCCGCUAAGGCCACGUAUCUAACACAGGUCGGCGGCGUCUAUGCCAAGAUCACCGACCAACCAGUCGACGCCAUCGUCGUACGGUUCUUCGGCUUCUUCUUCCUGGCGUGGCAGACGGCCGAGCUCUGGGGCAACCUUAUCUCUUCGCUCGUAUUGAGCGAUAGCGGCUCAAAAACUGACGACGGCAACAGCACGAUCAACAGCUGGGACAAAAUCAAGUUGUGCGGCGCGGAUUUCUGCGUCCUUGGCAACGGAGGCCACGAGAACCUGGAGCGACCACCGGAAUCGGAGAUCUACGAGAUCUCCGCUAUCUACCUCACGUGCGUCAUCAUCGCGGUGAUCAUCGUCGCUCUGUUCGUCGAUCCUCUCUCCAGGUAUGGCGAGAAGCAACGACGAGCGGACAGCCAAGAAUUGAGCGGCAUCCAAUUGCUCUCUGCUACGGCUUACCAGCUGAAGAAGCCUUACCAGCAACUGCUGAUACCCAUCACGAUAUGGAUCGGCAUGGAGCAGGCUUUCAUCGGCGCCGAUUUCACGCAGGCAUACAUCUCUUGCGCCCUGGGUGUCCACAGGGUCGGCUACGUCAUGAUCUGCUUCGGGGUGGUCAAUGCCGGCUGCUCUUUGUUAUUUGGCUCGAUAAUGAAAUUUGUCGGCAGACAGCCACUGAUGGCGUUGGGCGCCAUCGUUCACGCCUCUCUUGUGGUCGUCCUCCUCAUGUGGAAACCACAUCCUGAAAAUCCCUAUGUCUUUUUCUCGGUCUCAGGAUUGUGGGGUGUGGGCGAUGCCGUGUGGCAGACGCAGGUUAACGGACUGUACGGCACGCUGUUUAGGCGUAACAAAGAAGCAGCCUUUUCGAACUACAGACUGUGGGAGAGCGCCGGCUUCGUGAUCGCCUAUGCCUACAGCACGCACCUCUGCGCCCGUAUGAAGCUGUACGUGAUGCUGACGGUACUGAUCACCGGCACCUCGGGCUACAUCGUCGUCGAACUGCUGCACAGACGCAAGCAACGGCGGCUCAAAGCGCUCGCCGAGGACCCGAAGGCUGCCCAGGCGGCCGCCGAGGCAAAUCAGCCGGAGGAAACCGACGACGAGAAGGACGAUCUCGACGACGAGAUCAUCAUCACGCAUCUGUGAGCGACGAUCGGCGUAGUCGACGUAGUCGUUCCUUCUUAAAAGUCCUCGCUUCCGCGUCGCUUUCUCGUCUCGUCGACGGGGGAAUCGAGACGACGGCCGGAAGAUCCAAUCGAUCGAUUUCGCGAUAGUACCUUUUUUUCCUCCGCUGUGUCCGCCAAGAUCUUCCGUCUGUCAUCCCCUCGUUUUCACUCAUCAGUCCUUCUAUCCUGAGAUAGAAUCGCGCCGAGAUACAUGAGCAGUCGCGGCACUCUUCCCCGGUCGACGACGCAGGCGAGGAAAGUGUGUUCCCGGCGGCAGAUCGACGCUGCCUCCGGAAUGACGUGGAAUCGCGUUUGGUCACGAGGGAUCAAGGUUGAAGCGCGACCUCAAGAAGACGAUGGGUAUGCCUGCGACUUCCACGAUGAAGUGGAGAUGCCGGGCGCCGACUUCAUCUUGCGGACGCCUUUCUUCAAGGUAACGCCGAGUGUAAUGCGUCUCUCCAGGCUGAAAUCUGGAUUCCACCUCUCUCAACGGAACCAGAAUGAGUCGGUGAUGGAUAAGUAAUCAUACACUUAUCAAUACUUGAUGAUGCUAAGGAAUGCGUGGCGAUGUAAAAAUUGUAAAAUUCGCUCUCGUGCUACUAGGAACGUGGAAUUUCCACCGUCGUUACUCGAAACUGUCAAAUCAACGCUAUGAUGAGAAAUUACCCUGAUUCUCCAUUCGCGUUCUUACAAUUAAUAUGAGACCUCAUCAUCGCGUUCAUAGCGGUUACGAAAAUAACGCGCGGCACGGAGGCAAAAAAGUGCAUUUUGUUAUGCGUAGUUCUUAUGCAAGACGCGUAUUUAAAAAAAAAAAUAUGGCACAACCAUAUAAUUAUUCAGUUUGUAUCACAUAUUUAUAGUGUACCGAAAUAUCCCGGCGAUUGCCGCCAUCGCAUAUCGAGAAAAAGAAUCAAAGAAUGUCAGAAGCAUUUUUGCUUUUUCUGUAGAAUUAUUACAUUUUAGAAGAAACAUUAAAUGUUUCCAUGCAUUUUUUUUCAAUCCCGUGAUUUUAUUAAAUAAUAAGAAAAAUUUGCUAUUCUAUUAGGCUCUUAAAUCUUUUAUGCGACAAUUGUGCCGUUAAUAUGAAGAAAUACAUUCCGAUCCCGGUUUCGUCAAUGUAAUAAUUUUUAUAAAUCGACACAAAUUUUUUCGUUAAAAAUAUAUAGUCGAUUAUAAUUUGUAAAGAAUACUAUAUGAAAACGCAUAUGAGAUACAUAUGUAGUUUGUAACUACAUAUAAUGAGACGAGUUUCAACAAAAAUUGAUCAUAUUUAUUCGAGGAUAAUAUACUAUUUUUCUUUGAAUUUAUAAUACUCUAUCCUUUAAAAAAAAGAGAGACAAUCGUCACUGUGAAAACAAUCAUCAUACAUCGAGAAACGGCAUUCUUGAUCGAGGAAUGUCGUUAUCGGUCACGUUGGCAAUCGGGAGCUCCUCGCCUUUCUUUUCUUGCGAGAGAAGCACGUGAGAUAUCAAUGUGGGUCUACAAUGUGAAAACAGUAUUUUUCCUGUCAGGAACAAGUCAUACAAAAAGGAAUAGAUAGAGAUUCAUUCUUCGUGGAACUAAGUUUCUAAUCCUCAAAUUUCGUGACUUAUCUACUUAUGUACAUUCUAUUUCCCUGUCCUUAACUUUUUGUUUUAAUUGAACAGGAUUUAUAAAGCUCUUUCAUCAUACGAAGCAAGUUUCUUCUUAUUUCAUAUUCAUUGAACCGCAUCGUCGCGAUUGAAAAUUUCGAAGAAUGAAACUCGGUCGAUUUCCUAGGUACGACCUACUUCCUGCGGGAAUCUUAUCGCGCGCGUCGCUUUUUUUUUAUAUAGACCAGGCAGAAAAGGCGCAAGAACCAUAUCAAGUUACUAUAAACACCGUAAAACCGCUUGAAUGCAUUAUUCCGUCCUGUCGCAAUCUGUACACGGUAGCUCAAGAGUCUACGACGUAAGUUUUAGGAUAUGGACGCAGUUCUGCAAGCGAGAUCUGUUCUUGCGAGUCGUCUCGUGUUGAUAGAACGCCCGAUCUCUUCGACUAAAAUUGAAAGCGCGGGGCUGUAAAACGUAGAUUCAUUUCGUCGAUUCUGUUUGCGUGCGGAGGAAAGGAUUACGGAGAUUGCAUUAUGCAGCGCGACGUGUAUGCUUUAUUAUCCGCCGAAAGAGAUGAUCGGUACGUGAGAAUAUGAAAAACUCGCGACUGCAAGUUUCGCAGAAAUUAUGAAUGUCCUCUGUAAAUAUUUCGAUUAAUACUCCGAUUUACUUCCUUCCGAGAAUCCCGCUGCGUAAUUAUGACGAACGAAGGAGAUCGGGAGAAAGUUCACUGUCGCUGAGAAUAAGUUUCCUUUUGCUAGAAUCUGAAUCUGUUGAAUCGUAAAAUUGACAGGCUACAUCAAAAUUUAUCAAAAAUAAAACUUGAUUGCAUGGCAUAUCAUCAAUUAGCGUUGAUAACAUUAAAAUUGAAGUAAAUUAACAUUGAUUUUGAUAUUUCUUGAAAUUAAUUAAUCGGAACCAUAAAGAGUUAAAAAAAAGUAAACGUGUGUGCCACGUGUUACCAUCUAAAAGAAAAGUUUGUCCUCGCUCGUUUAUCUAAAACAUCUCACGAGACUUUUAUAAAAUAUAUGCUAUAGGGACUGUUUUAUUAUCAGAACCGUCGUAUGUAAAAUCAAGUAUGUAUUUCAGGCUUGGCCCAUUUCUGAUAAUUAUCGCGCGGACCAACGGAUUAUUUGCGUGCGCGCUAUUCUUAUCUGGCGCUUAUCGGCCUUGCACGGCUCCGUCCAUCGCGUAUUUGCUCCACGUGCUCCCGGAGCCACGCGAUAAACCGGGCGCACGACUCCAGUCGCGUUUCCACAAACGAUCGCGAACGAGCGAGCCGACUACUUUUUUUUUCCGCGGCGACCAGUACCGGGACGGGCAUGAAGCCGGGGACAGGAAACUCGCGGGAAUCCUGUCCCCUUGGACGGGAUAUUCAAGCCUCGGUGAUACCGGCCGCCUAUUUAUAUACACGCGCGGUACCAAUCCAUCCGAUUGACACCGCGCCGGCCAGUUCCCCCAAAUGAGAGCCGCGCCGUGUCCGCGUCUCGUUUCCGUUUUAUUAUUCAUCCAGAUUCUCCAUGCUCGUGUGCCGACGCGGCAAGAACCCGUCCCGCCGGCGCGGCACGGUAUCGCGAUUAUCUUCUGCGCGCGAUCGGCGCCGCCCGACGUCUCGGCUCUCGCGAGGAGAGCCCCGUAAUGACGGCGCCGAGAACGGAACGCGCCGCGUAAGUAACGGCCGCUCGCUUUGCUCGUUUUUGCCAGCUGGAUUUUACGCGCCUCCACCUUCUUUCAUCUCGUCUUCUUUCUCUCUCUCUGCCUUCUUCUUUCGCCUCGUCACCUUGGCGCCGCGGAAAGUAUCACGCUCCUCGGCGGGGUCGCGCUUUUAAUUCCGCGCUAUGUUACGUCCCGCCCUUUCCCCAUCACGGCGAAUUCCUACCGCGGCGUUCUGAAAAGUGGAAUAAACGCGAACGGCGACAAGAUGAUUCGGAGACGAUUAAUCGCGCGGGACGAAACGACGACGGCCGAUCACAGUUAAAUCUCCUUUCUUUUUUUCCUUCGCGUAUCUUGCAUUCUUCCGCACGUGCGCGCGCGCUACGCUUGAAGUGAAAUGACACGAUCAUUGAACGUAAGAAACGGCGUCUUAUUCAUCACAUUUGAGAAUUGACAAGGUGAACGUUCUGGUACAUUUUUUUAAAUUUAAUUUAAAAAUAUAUUGCGAGUUUUAGAAAAUAAAAUUUUUUCACAGACGCAUGCAAGUUUCGGAUAAAUUUAACGAUCCAGAACAUUUGUCUUUGACAUCUGUCUAAGAAAUAAUACGUUCUAUCAUGCACAUCGACGACACAUCCAUGUACAUUGUAUGUAUAUGCAUUAUUAUAGGAUAUCUGGUUUCGUAAUCACAUCAAGAAUGAAUGUAUCAUUCUAACUGCUCUUAUUUCCUUCUUUGUUGUACCGCGAACAUUGUAGAUUUAAGUGACUCGAGUAGCUCGUGAUGUAGUAGCGGCAGAUGAAUGGGAUUAGUGGGAUUCGAAUCGCUGAAACCAACGAAAGUACAGAUAAAUUUUUAUCGAAGAAGAAUUGCCUGACUCGCGAAAUUCGAUUCGUCUGAUUCACCCGCGGUUACUAUGCGUAUUAAUAUUGCAAUUAAAUAAAUAGCUUUACGGCACACGAAACAUAAAAUGUAUGCGAGCGAACGAGAUGGAGAGAUUGAAGAUCGAGAAGAGGGGCCCAACGUGCUCCUCGGAUUAUCUGUGUAGUUCUCGAAGCAGCAUCCAGUUUUUAAUUCGCUAAACUUUUAAAGGGAUUUUACAAAUUACAAAACUUGCAUCUCGAACGCGUCAAGAAGAAGACAUGGUUUAACGGGGACCACGAUCUAACAUAUAUAUUCUAAGCCUGCGAGAUUAGACUUCCUAGAUUUUACUGAGAAGUACAUUUAGAGAAAGAUAUAUGUAUAUACAUAUAUAUCUGUUUAGAUCUGCGGAGAGAAAAGAUUUCAUCGGUUCGGGCCAACCAUACGGGGACCAUUCCGGUUUUACGUUCUUUUUGCUCUUGUUUGAGAUUUGUAAAUAUACAAUUAGUAUUAAUCGUUAGACAUAUAAUUGCGCAAACGGAAAGAGCAACUGGAGCGUCGCUUCACAUAUCGAGCAAGUCUUUUGAACAUUUUGUUUUCUGUUAUUUAACUACGUUUUUAUUUAACUACGUUCAUGCACGUCGAAGAAGCGUAAUCCCAGGUAUACAUAUAUUGUUACUACACAUACUCCUCUUUCCCUUUCAAGACUAUUAAAUCCAUUCUUUUUUACGCUCGCUCUACGAUUAUUCUCUUAUGUCUCCUCAGAGCACGUGAGUAUGUACUUGUCUUGUUUUAAGUAGGAAAACGCACGGAGGAGCGACAAAGGAGAAGGAUUUAUUCGCUUGAAUAUCCGUCACUUUUUGGACACGCAUGAACGCGGUUGUUGCAUAUAUCCUUAGAUGAGCUAAGGGGAUCCAGCGUAUCUGCUAAGUUUGUUGUUUUAAUCGAUAAAAGAAAUCGUGCGCCGAUUGUUAUUGAUGCGGCCGAUAAAUUGUACAGUAUAUAUUAUUAUAUGUUCACUUCCUUAUUAUAUUACUAUUGCAUUUGAUUGUUAUCGUACAUUAUGAUGACACGUUGAUCAUAGUUACAAUCAUUAAUUGUUACAUCGUCAGAUUAUUGCUAUAGUUAAUAAUAUAUUAUUAUAAUAUCAUUGUGUCCGACACGUAAUGUUAUGUAACGAUAAGGAUCAUUUUAUUAAAAUUGUCAAUUAAGAUAUAA
Wasmannia auropunctata (little fire ant) is the source of this 7509-nucleotide messenger RNA. RefSeq names its product UNC93-like protein. Gene Ontology annotation, molecular function: potassium channel regulator activity. NCBI's taxonomy places the organism in Eukaryota, Metazoa, Arthropoda, Insecta, Hymenoptera, Formicidae. The transcript is spliced from 6 exons. Gene Ontology annotation, cellular component: plasma membrane; striated muscle dense body. The record is from RefSeq and is a predicted model, not a curated record. Gene Ontology annotation, biological process: regulation of potassium ion transport; regulation of muscle contraction. The coding region runs from base 497 to 2191 and encodes 564 amino acids.